ACUCCAACAUCAACUGCAGAAACAACAACUCCAACAUCAACUACAGAGACAACAACUCCAACAUCAACUACAGAGACAACAACUCCAACAUCAACAUCAACUGCAGAAACAACUCCAAUAUCAACUGAAGAAACAACAACUCCAACAUCAAAUGCAGCGACAACAAUUUCAAAAUCAACCGCAGAAACAACAAUUUCAAAAUCAACUGCAGAAACAACCACUCCAAUAUCAACUGCAGAAACAAUAACUCCAACAUCAACUGCAGAAACAACAACUGCAACAUCAACUGCAACAACAACAACUGCAACAUCAACUGCAGAAACAACAACUGCAACAUCACCUGCAGCAACAACGCAAACAUCAACUGCAGAAACAACAACUCCAACAUCAACUGCAACAACAACAACAACAACUCCAACAUCAACUAAAGUGACAACAACUCCAACAUCAACAACUUUAACAUCAACUGCAGAAACAACAACUGCAGCAACAACUCCAAAAUCAACUACAGUGACAACAACUCUAACAACAACUGCAGAAACAACAACUCCAACAUCAACUGAAGAAACAACUCCAACAUCAACUGCAGUGACAACAACUCCAACUGCAACAACAACAACUCCAACAUCAACUAAACAACAACUGCAACAUCAAGUGCAGAAACAACAACUCCAACAUCAACUUCAGCAACAAAAACUCCAACAUCAACUUCAGAAACAACAACUUCAACAUCAACUGCAGCAACAACUUCUCCAAAAUCUACUACAGCAAAAACUUCAACAACAACUGCAAAACAACAUCUCCAACACCAACUGCAGAAACACCUCCAACAUCAACUGCAACAACAGCUUCAACUGCAACAACAACAACUCGAACACCAACUGCAGCAACAACUCCAACAUCAACUGCAGCAACAACUUUAACAUCAACUGCAAAAACAACAACUGCAGAAACAACUCCAACAUCAACUGCAGAAACAACAACUACAGCAACGAAAACUCCAACAUCAACUGCAGUGACAACAACUAG
Rana temporaria (common frog) is the source of this 1029-nucleotide messenger RNA. RefSeq lists its product as uncharacterized. The transcript is spliced from 3 exons. The annotation marks the transcript as partial. Lineage: Eukaryota; Metazoa; Chordata; Amphibia; Anura; Ranidae. The record is from RefSeq and is a predicted model, not a curated record.